AUGACACCCUACGCGGUCACAGUGCGCUAUUCCUUCCCUAGUUCUUCGUCCACAACUUCCGAGGCGGCCGGUCAUGUCAUCCCCCUCUUUUGCCCCCGCUCCGCCGCCUGCUGCUCUCUGCUCUGCAGUCUGCACCAUGCUGCAGCUCCUGCUCCCUCGUUGCUGCGUCUCCGUCAAUGCCGCCAUCCAACCGCCCACCACCCAGCCGCUAUAUCCCUCCCCCCAGGCCUCCUCCUCCACCACUUCACCUCCCCGCUCAUCAACCCCUCUCUGCCGACCCGGUGCGCUCUCAUGGAGGCAGCCGCCAUUCUUUUCUCCAUGCGCCACCCCGGCGCCGUGCCGCCUGGCGAGGUUCCCGCGCGGCCGGACAUUGAUUUGAACAGGGCGGCUAAUGACGACGAGGGCGGCGGCGGCGGGGCGGCCGAUCACUCGACAAGGGACGGCGGUGCAACUGCCGCCGACGGAUUUGCACCGGCUGCACAUGCUGAUUCCGCGACGAAGUUGCUGCCUGAAACGGUUCUGCACAAUCAAAAUGGCAAUGCCGAUUCACGGGGGAGUGCUGGAAUUCGUGGUGGGUCUGCCGAGGGAAGAGCUUCCAAGCCUAGAGGCAAGGGCUUCGGCAGAGUUACUGAUGGUGCACAGACUUACCAGAUUCAAAGUGGCAAUGCGUCUCCACGGGGGAGGGCUGGAGGGCGUGGUGGCGCUGCCAAGGGAACAGGAAGGCCGCCGUCCAAGCCUAGAGGCAAGGGGUUCAGGGUUCCAGUUGGUGUGCAGGCUGACCUGCCUCAACCGGACCUCCCUGGAGAGGCAGCCGGUGCAGGCAGAGUCCAGCAAGACCACGGCUUGAACAAGGAACGUGAGAGUGAAGCCAUGAUAAGGCCACUGCCUGAGAGGGUUGAAGUUGGUGAUUCCCCAAUAUAUGUAACUGGUAGGAAGUUAGGUAACGGUAGCUCUUGCAAGGUCUAUGUUGGCAGACGACUAGGUAUGCCUACUGGAGGCUACAAGGGUCUAAAUGCAAUGGAGGUUGCGCUAAAAUUUGAGCAUCGGAGGAACCAAGCAGGUAGCUGUGACCCCCCACUUGAGUGGCAAGCCUAUCAGACUCUCAAUGGUUGUUAUGGCAUACCUCCGGUAUACUACAAGGGUCGCCAAGGAGACUACUACAUUCUUAUAAUGGCUAUGCUUGGUCCUACCCUCUGGGAUGUUUGGUAUUCACAAGGACAGAAGAUGUCAUUUCAAAUGGUUGCUUGUAUUGCCGUUGAGGCCAUAUCAAUUCUUGCGAAGAUUCACUCCAAAGGCCUUGUACACGGUAAUGUAAAACCUGAUAACUUUUUGUUUGGUCAACGUGGAUCUGCUCAUGAAAAGAAGCUUUUUCUGACUAGUUUUGGUUCAGCAUCCAACUGGAAAUGCAAAAGAGGAUCAUCCAGUGUGCAUGUUCAGUAUGAUCAGCGGCCAGACAUAUUUAGGGGAACAAUUAGAUAUGCUAGCGUUCAUGCUCAUUUAGGUCAUACAAGCAGUAGGAGGGAUGAUUUGGAGUCACUAGCAUACACCCUUAUAUUGUUAUUACGAGGACGCUUGCCAUGGGAAGACUGUCAGGGAGAUAACCAGAGCUUUCUUGUUUGUAAGAAGAAAAUGGAGACAUCUCCAGAGAUGCUCUCUAGCUCCUGUCCAGCUCCAUUCAAACAUUUUCUUGAGAUGGUUACUACUAUGAAAUUUGAUGAAGAGCCAAAGUACCGACAACUUGUUUCUCUCUUUGAUGAUUUGAUUGAAGGACCUGCUUCUUUAAGACCCAUCAGGAUCGAUGGAGCUCUACAGGGUGGACAUAAACGUGGAAGAAUGGAUGUAAAUCUUGAAGAAAAUGAGCAGUCUAUAAAAAAAGUUCGGUUGGGGAGUCCAGCAACUCAAUGGAUUUCGGUUUAUAAUGCUAGGUGGCCCAUAAAGCAGCGCUACCACUGUAAUGUAGCUGAUUCAAGGAUGCACCAACAUAUCCAAAAAGGUAAUGAAGAUGGCUUAUUCAUUAGUUGUGUAGCUUCUUCAGCAAAUUUGUGGGCUGUUGUCAUGGAUGCUGGUACUGGCUUUGCUAAUCAAGUUAUCAAGCUUUCGCAAAAAUUCCUGGACAAGGAUUGGAUAAUGGAGAAGUGGGAUAAUAACUUUUACAUAACAGCAAUAGCUGGGGCAGCAAAUGGAAGUUCAUUGGUUGUAAUGUCCAAAGGAACUCCAUAUACACAGCAGGGAUACAAAGUGAGUGAACAUUUUCCAUAUAAGUGGAUCAAUAAAAGGUGGAAAGAAGGUUUUCAUGUAACAUGUAUGGGUACUGCUGGGAAUCGUUGGGGAGUUGUCAUGUCGAGGAACACGUGCUACUCUGACCAGGUAGUUGAGUUAGAUUUUCAGUAUCCAAGUGAAGGACUCCAUCAGCGAUAUGGCGCUGGUUACAGAAUUACCUCGUGUGCAGCCACGCCUGACCAAGCUGCUUUUAUCAUGAGCAUAACCAAGAAGUCAAAGACGAAACCUAUGGACGAAACUCUUCUAACUUCUGAUUUCCCCAGCAAGCAUAUAAAGGAACAAUGGGAAAAGAACAUGUACAUCGCAGCGAUCUGCCAUGGGCGAACCACAUGUUGA
This is a messenger RNA of Lolium rigidum, 2616 nucleotides long. Its product is annotated as casein kinase 1-like protein HD16. Bases 1 to 2616 code for a protein of 871 amino acids. Gene Ontology annotation, biological process: peptidyl-serine phosphorylation; signal transduction; endocytosis. The record is from RefSeq and is a predicted model, not a curated record. Lineage: Eukaryota; Viridiplantae; Streptophyta; Magnoliopsida; Poales; Poaceae. The transcript has 17 exons. Gene Ontology annotation, molecular function: protein serine/threonine kinase activity; ATP binding. Gene Ontology annotation, cellular component: nucleus; cytoplasm.